AGCGGCUCUUCACGAUGGCACAGAAAAGUGUUUGGUUGAUGAGCGGAGCAGCCGCUGCGGCGAUGAUGAUGGCGAUGAUGGUUUUGUCUGGAGUGAAGAGAACUUCUCUUCUGCAGAAGUCAAAGCUGGCUUCCUCUGGUGUCGAUCCGCGCGAGGCUGGAUCCUUGAUCUACGCUAUUGAAGGUGAAGUGGCAAGAGACAAUCUACAGAGAUCGAUGGAUGAAGCCAACAAAGAGCGAAUGAUGGAACGUCAAAGGAUGCUCGACCGCCAGCGACAGAGGGAUGAAGAAACCGAUGCUCGCAUGUUUGAUGCUUGCAACCGCAACCCUUCCUUGCCUGGAUGCCCGUACUACCCCAAGCCGUCGCGUGGUUUCGAUACCGUUGACCCCGCUGCUGCUGGUCCUCUCGUGUACGCUGUGUACGCUCAAAAUGCCCGUGACAACCUUAACUACAUGAGGAAUGCUGAAAAGGACGAGGUCAUGUACGACAGAUACCAACAGGAUGUUGAGCGCUUUGAGAGAGAGAUGGCAGUAGCUGAGAGGAUGAUUGAUGCCUGCAACAGAGAUCCCUCUUUGGCUGGAUGCCCGUACUAUCCGAACAUUCGUCCUCCUACGUGGCCUAGCGAUCCGACCAAGGACGGGGAUCUCAUCUAUGCCAAGGGAGCUUCUGACGCUCGUGACGCCUUGGAGCGCAACCGCCAGGAGAGUGAAGACUACAUGAGGUGGGUUCAUGACCAGGAGGCGGCUGAGGCUGCACAGCGCAAAGAGGCCGAGGCAGAGCGCCUCAGGAUCAGCUGUCAGCUCAAUCCAUCACUUCCAGGAUGCCCCUACUAGAUAUUUGACAUACGCCUGCGGGAAGGGAGGUGCGACGGAACAGAAUGAAAUUCAGCUGGAGAUGCACGCUUCUCUGUUGUUUCUCAUUAAUUUCAGUUGUGCAGCAGAAUACACUAGAUCAAGCUUCACAAUUAAAUAGAUCAAAAGAUACACGUUGAGCCCUC
Molecule: messenger RNA, 997 nt
Organism: Guillardia theta CCMP2712
Lineage: Eukaryota; Cryptophyceae; Pyrenomonadales; Geminigeraceae
Exons: 11
Coding region: 15-833 (272 amino acids)
Source: RefSeq, a predicted model, not a curated record